Molecule: messenger RNA, 3487 nt
Organism: Camelus dromedarius (Arabian camel)
Lineage: Eukaryota; Metazoa; Chordata; Mammalia; Artiodactyla; Camelidae
Gene: NLRP14
Product: NLR family pyrin domain containing 14
Exons: 11
Coding region: 10-3303 (1097 amino acids)
Biological process (GO): regulation of inflammatory response
Cellular component (GO): cytoplasm
Molecular function (GO): protein binding
Source: RefSeq, a predicted model, not a curated record
UAUUGAUUCAUGGACAAGAUGACAGAUGUGUCUUCUUCCUCCUACUUUUCUGAUUUUGGGCUGCUCCUAUAUUUGGAGGAGCUAAACAAAGAGGAAUUAAAUAUAUUCAAGUCAUUCCUGAAGAACGAGACCGUGGGACCUGGGUCCCGCAGGAUACCCUGGUCUGAUGUGAAGAAGGCCAAGCGGGAGGAUCUGGCUAACUUGAUGAACCAGUAUUACCCGGGAGGGCAGGCCUGGGAUGUGGCUCUCAAAAUCUUUGGCAAGAUGAACCUGAAGGGCCUGUGCCAGAGAGCAAAAGCAGAGAUCAGCUGGAUAGCCAAGACGGUGAGACCAGAGGACACCGGGGCCAGAGGGGUACAAGGUCAUCAAGAAGCUGUGCUGGGUGAUGGAACAAAAUACAGAAUUCAAAUAGAGGAAAAAUUUCGCAUCAUGUCGAAUAAGAACUGUUUGCUUGGAGAAUCUGGAAAUUUCUGUCAUGAAAUCACUCAGGAGAGCCGAGAACUGUUGGAACGUUUGUUUGGUGAGGAUGUCAGAACCGGCGUGCAGCCACAGACAGUGGUCCUUCAGGGGCCUGCUGGAGUCGGGAAGACAACCUUGGUGAGAAAGAUGAUGUUAGACUGGGCACAGGGCAAUCUCUACCAGCAGAAAUUUGCCUAUGUUUUUUAUCUCAAUGCAAGAGAAAUUAACCCAUUGAGAGAGAAAAGCUUUGCUGAAAUGCUGUCAGAUGACUGGCCCAGCACAGAAGGGCCCAUCGAAAGAAUUAUGUCCCAGCCGAGUAGUCUCCUUUUUAUUAUUGAUAGUUUUGAUGAACUGCACUUCGCCUUUGAGGAACCCGAGUUUGUGCUGUGUGGCGACUGGACCCAGGUACACCCUGUGUCCUUCCUCGUGAGUAGUUUGCUGAGAAAAGUGAUGCUCCCCCAGUCGUCCUUAUUGGUGACGACAAAACUCACAGCUUUUAAGAAACUAAAGCCUUUAUUGAAGAGUCCGCGUUCUAUACAGCUACUAGGUAUGUCUGAGAAUGCAAGAGAGGAGUAUAUUUGCCAGUUUUUUGAAGAUGAGAGGUGGGCCCUGCAAGUGUCCAGUUCCCUAAGAAACAAUGAGAUGCUUUUCAGCAUGUGCAAAGUCCCCCUGGUGUGCUGGGUCAUUUGUAAUUGUCUGGAGCAGCAGAUGGAGAAGGGUGGUGAUAUCACGUUGACCUGCAGGACAACCACAGCUCUGUUUACCUGCUGUAUCUCUAGCUUGUUCACACGUGUAGAUGGAAGCUUUCCUAGUCUACCCAGCGAAACCCAACUGAGGAGCCUGUGUCACUUGGCUGCCAGAGGAGUAUGGACUAUGACUUAUGUGUUUUACAAGGAGAAUCUCAGAAAGCAUGGGUUAGUUAAAUCUGAUGUCUCAAUUUUCCUGGACAUGAAUAUUCUUCAAAGGGAUGCAGAGUAUGAAAACUGCUAUGUGUUCCCCCACCUCCACAUUCAGGAGUUUUUUGCAGCUAUGUUUUAUAUGUUGCAAGACAGUUGGGACACCGGGGACAGUUCCUUCCAGUCUUUUGAAGACCCAGAGCUGUUACUUGAAAGCAGCAGUUGUAAUGACCCCCACUUGCUGCAGAUGAAAUGCUUUCUGUUUGGCCUUUUGAAUGAAGAUCUAGUAAAACAACUGGAGGAAACUUUCAACUGUAGAAUGUCCCUGGAGAUGAAAUGGAAGACACUUCAGUGGAUGGAAACACUAGGAAACAGUGACCCUUUUCCAUCACACCUGGUUUUUCUGGAGUUGUUUCACAUUCUAUAUGAAACUCAAGAUGAAGCCUUUAUAAACCAGGCAAUGAGAUACUUCCCAAAGGUUGUCAUUAAUAUUUGUGAGGAAAUCCAUUUGCUCGUGUCUUCAUUCUGCCUGAAGCAUUGCCAGUACUUACGGACCAUUAAACUGUCUGUAACCGUGGUAUUUGACAAGAAGGAGUUAAACUCCAGCCCCCAAGCUGAAACUUGGGAUGGUGGUCGCAUUACUCGUUGGUGGCAAGAUCUCUGUUCUGUGCUUCAUACAAAUGAACAUUUGAGAGAACUGGACCUGUGUCAUAGCAACCUUGAUAAAUUAGCAAUGAAGACUUUUAAUCAAGAACUAAGGCAUCCAGACUGUAAACUACAAAAACUACUGUUGAGAUUUAUUUCUUUCCCUGACGCUUGUCAGGAUAUCUCUAGUUCUUUGACUCACAACCAGAACCUGAUGCAUCUUGACCUGAAAGGGAGCGAUAUAGGGGAUAAUGGAGUAAAGUCACUAUGUGAUGCCUUGAAACACCCGGAGUGUAAACUACAGAACCUGAGCUUGGAAUCCUGCAGCCUAACUACGGUUUGUUGUCUAAAUAUCUCUAAGGCUCUCAUCAGAAGCCAGAGCCUGAGAUCUCUGAAUCUAUCGACUAAUAACCUACUGGAUGACGGAGUGAUGCUGUUGUGCGAGGCCUUGAUGCAUUCAAAGUGUUACCUGGAGAGACUGUCCUUAGAACACUGUGGCCUCACGGCAGCUGGCUGUGAGGAUCUGUCUUUGGCUCUCAUCAGCAAUGAACGGCUGACACAUUUAUGCUUGGCGGACAACGUCUUGGGAGAUGGUGGAGUCAAGCUUAUUAGCCAUGCCUUGAAACAUCCACAGUGCACUCUACAGAGCCUUGUGCUGAGGCGCUGCCACUUCUCGUCACUCAGCAGUGAGUGUCUCUCUGCCUCGCUCCUGCGCAACAGGAGCCUGACGCACCUGGACCUGGGGUCAAACUGCCUGCGAGACGACGGAGUGAAGCUUCUGUGCGAAGUCUUCCGGCGUCCAGGCUGCCAUCUCCAGGCCCUGGAACUGAUGGGCUGUGUUCUCACCAGUGCAUGUUGUCUGGAUCUGGCCUCUGCUAUUCUGAACAACCCAAACCUGCGGAGCCUGGACCUUGGGAACAAUGACUUGAAGGAUGAUGGAGUCAAAAUUCUGUUUGAGGCUUUGAGACAUCCAGACUGUAAUAUUCAGAGGCUUGGGUUGGAAUACUGUGGUUUGACCGCCCUCUGUUGUCAGGAUCUCUCCUCUACCCUGAGCAGCAACCAAAGACUGAUAAAAAUAAACCUGACCUUGAAUACCUUAGGGCACGAAGGAAUUAAGAAGUUAUGUGAAGUCUUGAGGUCUCCUGAAUGUAAACUGCAGGUUCUAGGGCUGUGCAAAGAGGCAUUUGACGAGGAAGCCCAGGAGCUGCUAGAAGCGGUGUGCAGCAGCAACCCACACCUUGCCAUUCAGCAGGACUGUGAUGACCUUGACGAAGAGGAUGGCUCCUGGUGGCGGUGUCUCUGACUCAAAAAACCUGGUAGUCUUGAACAGAGCCAAAUAAAGACCCCGGCAAGACAAGGCCGGGGGGCUUCAUGUCCAGAUGUCCCGCAUUUGACGUCUGCCAGGUAUAGGUUAGUCACUUCUCUGUAAAAUGCUCUAGUUCACACGGGGGUUAAGAGGCAAAAAUAAAAUGGAAGACUUAAAGCUC